UUCUUAUUUCUCGACAACUUUAAAAAAAAUAAUAAUAAAAUAAAAAUACUACUUUUUUUUUUUUUUUUUAUUUGUUAACAAGAAAAAAAGGGUCAUGUGUCUACGGCUGGGAUGUGAUGUACAAUUAUCCAAGGGUCGUGAUUGAAUAAGGGGUUGCCGCCGGAGCGGCAAAGUUUGGAUAUUGAAGACGGAGGGAGUGUUGGUGGGAGUGGAAUGAUUAAACAGAGAUGGUGGUGGCCGAAUCAGUUGGGAGUUGGGUUGCUUAGUAAUAGUAAUGGUAAUAGUAUCACCAAAAUUCAUAUGGAGAAUUUUUGUCAGCCACCGCCUGACAAGGUUUAUUUUCACUACAACCACACCGAUCCCUGCAGAUUUUCGCGUUGGACUGCUAGGGAAAGCUAUCAGUUCAUGUAUGCCAGGCCUUGGAACCAAGUCCUUGAUUUCUAUUCCAAUCUUAUCAAUGCAAACCUCUCCUUGUCUGCAUUAUUUGGACCUGAGACAUAUCAUGUUCACAACGCUGCUGAAAUUCCCAACAUUUCUGAGACAGCUGAAUUGAAGAGCGUUUCACCUGAAAAUAGGUCUGGUAGGUGGGCAAGAUUAACAUUCAAAAUCGUACUUUCAUAUCAUGGUGGUUCAUUUGACGGAUGGCAAAAGCAGCCAGGAUUAAACACUGUUCAAGGUUUAGUGGAAAAAUCUCUGGGCAAGUUUGUGGAUGAGAAGAAAGCACAAGUUUUGAAAGACAAAUGCCUGCCCUUGGAAGGCUGUGCUGUCGUUGCAGGACGUACUGACAAAGGAGUCACAGCUCUUCAACAAGUUUGUUCUUUUUAUACCUGGAGAAAGGAUAUUAAGUCUGAAGAUAUUGAAGUUGCCAUCAACAGUGCGGCACCAGGAACACUCAGGGUCAAAUCUGUUUCUGAGGUAUCACGUGUUUUUCACCCAAAUUUCUCUGCCAAGUGGAGGCGAUAUCUAUAUAUUUUCCCCUUUAAUGAUGGAGAGGAUGGGCAACAAAGUAGUCCAAGUGGAGAGGAUAUUGAACAAUUUAGAAGUAAUGAAAGUGGUGAUGAGCUAAACAAUGGAUGUGGUGAAUCUCAUUAUGAGAGUGUCCAAAACUUAAUUAUCAAUGACAACGAAGAGAUAGAUAGUGGGAACAAACCAAAAACGUUCAGCGUACGUCGAGUGAACCAACUAUUACAGCAACUAGAAGGAAAGCUAUUAUCAUACAAGAUGUUUGCACGUGAUACCAAAGCUUCUAGAAAUGUAGGUCCACCAACAGAGUGUUUUAUGUAUCAUGCUAGAGCCACAGAAGCUAGACUACCAUGUCCGGAUAGCAUUGAAGGAAGGAGAGUUAUGUGCGUCGAAUUGGUUGCUAAUCGUUUCUUACGAAAGAUGGUUCGGGUGCUUGUAGCAACCUCAAUAAGGGAAGCAGCUGCUGGUGCAGAAGAAGAUGCUUUGCUGAAGUUAAUGGAUGCGACAUGUAGACGUGCCACCGCUCCCCCAGCACCUGCUGAUGGCUUAUGCCUUGUCGAUGUGGGAUAUGCAGAGUUCAAUCCACAAAAUCGCCUUAUCUGCAAUUAGUUCAUUUACAGUGACACUCUGAUUGAUAUUCUUCUCAUCUUUAAAUCCCUGUCCCAUUUAUAUUAUACAAACAAUAUCGGUAAGGAUCAACAUGAUUUGAGGAACAUACUUGGAUUAGAAAUCUUGGAAGUUUUUAAUUAGAUGGAGAUAUAAUUGAUCAGAUACUGCCAUUUGUAUUCUUUAAAGUGAAAUGAUACCUAUAUUUUCUUUUUC
Molecule: messenger RNA, 1785 nt
Organism: Ziziphus jujuba (common jujube)
Lineage: Eukaryota; Viridiplantae; Streptophyta; Magnoliopsida; Rosales; Rhamnaceae
Exons: 9
Coding region: 214-1572 (452 amino acids)
Biological process (GO): tRNA pseudouridine synthesis
Molecular function (GO): pseudouridine synthase activity; RNA binding
Source: RefSeq, a predicted model, not a curated record